UCGCCUCCUCGCCGGCCCGGCCACCUCCUGCAGCAGCUGCUCUGUCCGUGAGGGGAGCGCAGCCCGGCGCCCCGCCACGGCGCCUAUGACCAGAGACUUCUGAAGCCCUGACUGUCCAGGGUGCAGCUUCCGGCGAUGAAUUCCAGCGCCGCCUCUCUCAAUGAGUCCCAGGUGGUAGCAGUGGCGGCCGAGGGAGCGGCGGUGGCUGCAGUGGCAGGGGCGCGGGACACUGGAGAGUGGGGGCCCCCUGCAGCUGCGGCGGCGCUAGGAGGCGGCGGCGGAGCUAACGGAUCGCUGGAGCUGUCGUCGCAGUUGAGUGUGGGGCCACCGGGACUGCUAUUGUCAGCCGUGAAUCCAUGGGACGUGCUGCUGUGCGUGUCAGGGACGGUAAUCGCGGGCGAGAAUGCGUUGGUGGUGGCGCUCAUCGCAUCGACCCCGGCGCUGCGCACGCCCAUGUUCGUGCUGGUGGGCAGCUUGGCCACCGCGGACCUGCUGGCGGGCUGCGGCCUCAUCCUGCACUUCGUGUUCCAGUACGUGGUGCCCUCGGAGACCGUAAGCCUGCUCACCGUCGGCUUCCUCGUGGCCUCUUUUGCCGCCUCAGUCAGCAGCCUGCUGGCCAUCACGGUGGACCGCUACCUGUCCCUCUACAAUGCACUCACCUAUUACUCGCGCCGGACCCUGUUGGGCGUGCACCUCCUGCUUGCAGCCACCUGGACCGUGUCCUUAGGCCUCGGGCUGCUGCCAGUGCUGGGUUGGAACUGCCUGGCAGAGCCGGCCGCCUGCAGCGUGGUGCGUCCCCUGACACGCAGCCACGUGGCGCUGCUGUCCUCCGCCUUCUUCGCGGUCUUUGGCGUCAUGCUGCACCUGUACGUGCGCAUCUGCCAGGUGGUCUGGCGCCAUGCACACCAGAUCGCUCUCCAGCAGCAUUGCCUGGCGCCGCCCCACCUCGCCGCCACCAGAAAGGGCGUGGGCACGCUGGCCGUGGUGCUGGGCACUUUCGGCGCCAGCUGGCUACCCUUCGCUAUCUAUUGUGUGGUGGGCAGCCACGAGGACCCGGCCAUCUACACCUAUGCCACCCUGCUGCCUGCAACCUACAACUCCAUGAUCAAUCCCAUCAUCUAUGCCUUCCGCAACCAGGAGAUACAGCGCGCUCUGUGGCUCCUGUUCUGUGGCUGUUUCCAGUCCAAAGUGCCCUUCCGCUCCAGGUCCCCCAGUGAGGUCUGAAGGGCUCCCUCUGCUCCUUCACCAACACCAUGGCCCCAGCAAGCCAGCCUUUGGUGAGCGACUCGGUGCCUGCUAAUGAACUCUGAGAUCCCAACUGUGUGACUCUGACUUUGGAAAGAAAGAGGGAAGGACGGUGAACGCAGCAAACUCACACGGACAAAGAGGCUUGUUGGCACUUUACAUAUACAGUGUAUACACAUGUACAUAUAUAUACAAAUAUUUGUAUAUGAUAUCUGGAGGUAUUCAGGAUGUGGAGCUUCCUGUUCUGUGAAAAACUAACCAAAAGAUGUGUUUGUAUACUCAAAUUGUACAUCACAUUUGUCAAGCAAAGACAUUCCAAUCCGGCUUAAUUAUAGCACUUUAUUUUUAGCUGCUGAACUGCCAAAACAGUGUUGCCAUUUUCAAGGGCAGGGGAAAGGGAGUAAAAGGUGUAUUUUUGUUGUAUGUGAUAGAAUAUUUUGCUGCACAUGCAUCAACAAAUUACAACAUAUUUUGU
Molecule: messenger RNA, 1720 nt
Organism: Tupaia belangeri chinensis (Chinese tree shrew)
Lineage: Eukaryota; Metazoa; Chordata; Mammalia; Scandentia; Tupaiidae
Gene: GPR6
Product: G protein-coupled receptor 6
Exons: 2
Coding region: 136-1224 (362 amino acids)
Biological process (GO): G protein-coupled receptor signaling pathway
Cellular component (GO): membrane
Molecular function (GO): G protein-coupled receptor activity
Source: RefSeq, a predicted model, not a curated record